GUACGUGCCAAUAAACGCGUCUCCUUUGUGUUAUAAGAGCGACACAGUCAGAAUGAUGCUGAAUCUACAGCGCAACUUCAGCAGUUCUUUAGGAAACUUGACUGUAGCAGAUGAAAGAUGCAUGGAGGAUUUCUACAAAUGCUCAUGAAGAGGAAGGAGUUGAUUCCUCUGAUUGGGUUUGUUGGAUGUGCUGCACUUGGAGCAACAACAGCUUCGAUUUACUUCUUACUGACCAAACCGGACGUCAUUUUAAACAAGACCAGAAACCCAGAGCCGUGGGAGACAUUAGAUCCAUCGAAACCCCAGAAGCUCAUAACCAUUAACCAGCAGUGGAAACCAGUGGAGGAGCUGGAGCUGGUGAAGAAGCUGACCAGAUGAUCUCCUCUGAAUGUCCAUGUUAAAUUAAUCGGGAUCUGAACUCAAUGUUUGAAUGCACUGGAUUGUACUUUAAACAUGCACUGUGCCUUUAACUGUGUGUACUGGAUGUAAACUGAAAUAAAUGUAUGAUAUGAAUUAAAAA
This is a messenger RNA of Carassius carassius (crucian carp), 520 nucleotides long. RefSeq names its product normal mucosa of esophagus-specific gene 1 protein-like. Bases 118 to 378 code for a protein of 86 amino acids. The transcript is spliced from 5 exons. NCBI's taxonomy places the organism in Eukaryota, Metazoa, Chordata, Actinopteri, Cypriniformes, Cyprinidae. The record is from RefSeq and is a predicted model, not a curated record.